AACCAUGACAAAUGAUUUACUGAUUACGAAGCCAGCAACACAGCUAUUUAUGUCAAUAAACAAGAAAAGUGUUUGUUGUUCUCAUUUCUAUAUAAAAAUAAGUUUUUUGUAUUAAAAUAAUUUGACCAGAGGAAUUAUAAAAACAAAAUAAUACUAAAAUCAAUUAUUCUUCAAGAUUUAGGAAAUACACGUACUCGUUUCCGAAAAUGAAUAUUUUUUAUAAACUGCGCCCUAUAUCUUACAAAGUUGUACAAAGAAUUAUCACUCACAGCAAAAUAAAUAUUACAAAUAAUCCCAAAAUUAUAAAUCAGGAUAUUAGCUUACCUAAUAAAAUAAUAACGCUACCUACGACAUUAUCGUUUAUGUUAUGGCCUGUUAAAAGUAAAGGUGGUGCUGAAAAAAGUCCUGCUCAACAAAUUUUACCUAUAGAAGAUGCAGACAAAUUAUUUGAAAAUGGCCACUAUGAAGAAUGCUAUAAAUUACUAGCUGAGCAUCAGGGCGAAGGCAAUGUAGAAGUUCAAUGGCGAAUCUGUCGAGCCUUGUACAACAUGUCAAAGGAAUCAAAAUAUGACAAGCAAUACAAAAACAAUCUUGUUGUCCAAGCAUAUGAAAUAAUAUUGAGAGUAUUGAAUGAUACCCAAGACCAUUACGCUGUACACAAGUGGUAUGCUUUACUGCUGGAUGCUAAAAGUUCACUCAUUGGCAUCAAAGAGAGAAUAAGACAAUUAGAAAAUGUGAAAAAGCAUAUGGAUAUUUCAGUAACAUUAAAUCCUAAUGAUGCUACAAUAUUACAUAUGCUUGGUGAAUGGUGUUAUCAAAUUGCUGAAAUGCCCUGGCACCACAGAAAAAUAGCAGAAGUGUUAUUUGCUUCCCCGCCUUAUUCAACAUAUGAAGACGCACUGGAAUAUUUCUUAAAAGCAGAAGCAGUUCAGCCGAGAUUUUAUAGUGUUAAUUUGUUAAGACUUGGGAACUGCUAUCUAAAAUUACAAAAAGAAGAUCAAGCAAAAUAUUACUUGCAGCUGGCUGCAAGUUAUCCAGCUAAAUCAAAUGAUGACCACAAAGCUAAUACUGAAGCAGCAGAAUUGUUAAAAAAACUUAAAUAGGCUUUUUGACUUGUUAAAAAAACAUAAAUAAGCUUUUUGACUGUUUAUUACCUAGUUAUUUUUAAGAAUAUUUUAUUUAGAAUGUAAACAUUUACAUGACAUUUUUUGUAAGAUUGACCUAUUUUAUAAUUACAGACUAAUGAAGCUUAACAAUUGUGAUGAAAUUUGUAAAAUCUUUAUAAUAAUCCACAAAAGCAGAAAUUCACAGAAAUACCUAAUAAUAAAAUUUUGUGUUUAGUAUUGAUUGAAGAUUUGAUUAGAUAUGUUAAUUUUACAAUUAGUUACAUAGUUAUUUCUACUUAGAUUAUUUUAGUUUUUUUAGCACUUAUAACUUAUAUUUAAAUGUGAAUGUGUUUGUAUGCACUUCACAUUAAAACAGCUGAAAGGAUCGAGAUGAAAUUUGGAAUAGGUGUAAAUUAUGGUCUGGAAUAACAAAUAGGUAAAAUUUUCCACAAAAACGCGGGUAAAGCCACUGGCAGAUGCUAGAUAUAACAUAAUUAUAAUGAUUUUUCUACAAUUCUUUAAGUUAGAGAUAAAAUAGUAGCUAUUAUUUAAAAACUAUAUUUUUAUAUCCAUAUAUCGAAUAUAUUUUGUAUUACACUUUAAUAUAGGUAUUUAAUCAAGAUAUUAAAACCUUUAUCACACUA
Spodoptera frugiperda (fall armyworm) is the source of this 1750-nucleotide messenger RNA. Its product is annotated as regulator of microtubule dynamics protein 1. The coding region runs from base 207 to 1103 and encodes 298 amino acids. The record is from RefSeq and is a predicted model, not a curated record. Gene Ontology annotation, cellular component: cytoplasm; mitotic spindle pole; spindle microtubule. Gene Ontology annotation, molecular function: microtubule binding. The transcript has 4 exons. Lineage: Eukaryota; Metazoa; Arthropoda; Insecta; Lepidoptera; Noctuidae.